AUUCAACUCUGCAAUGAACGGACAGAAUGGCUGCCUCCUCGUCGAGGCAGUGGCUGCCGCCUCUGAUCCAUUGCAAGUUUAUCAGCGAAGCGCCCUGCAGAUGUCAGUGCCUCUUAUGGUCGGCAUCCUGCGCAAGUUGAGUCAGCGCAAGGACGGCGUUAAACCAUCGAACCAAAAUGCAGAUGAUGGACAGGAGUUUAUGAGAUCUUGCGAAAAUAAACAGGAAACUAGCGUGCCACGAGAUUUCGCAGCUUUUUCCGCCGGACUUCCUAAAAGACAAGUUGUAAGACAGGAAAAACUCGGCAAGGGAGGCUCUAGGGGAAAAAAUAACUCGUUCACGGACGAAAUUGAACUUGAUGAUACAGAUCGCAUGCCGUCCAGUUCGAUAUUUCCUGGAGAAAGUAGGGGAGCUGAUUAUUCUGAUUCUAUCCACACUACUAGAAUGGACGACCUCGCCCGUGCGGGCGCGUUGGCGCACAUGCUGAAGCGCCUGCGGCAGGCCGGAUCCGAAUUGCGCGGAGAGCAGGUUUCGCGCGUGAUUUACGCCCUUAACGAGCUUUUUGGCCCUGGACUGCUGAAGGCUGGAACCAAAAGUGCACCAAAAAUGCAAAGGCACAUCUCCCUUGCGUGGACCUCCUAUUAUACGCACAGGAAGAUGGGAAAGAGGAGAAGAAACACGACGAAGUAUAGCGCUUCUGAAGACACAGAGACACGAGAAGCAGAAACUGCCACGGAUGGGUUCGAUGGAAUUAGGGUGUUGGCACAACAGCAUCCGAUGUUGCUGUCAGAAGUAAGAGAGACUUUUGCGUCCUCGCUGCGGCUGGCGGCAGCCCGAGUAGAUCUGUUGAGCGCGCAAUCUCUUGCGAAGAUAGCGCGUGCUGCGGCUCGAGUCGAUGCGGUGGCACAUGCAGAAACGUUGGGUGCUAUUCUCGCUCGUGCUGCAGCAGCGGUCGCGGAUGGGGUGAAUUUUACUCGCAUAGAAGACGAUAAAGAAAAUGUGGUUUUUGGAGACGGAAAUCAAGCGAAUAAAGAUGGAAGACAACUUCUUCCGACACAAAUUUGCGAGAUUGACGCGGCAUGCCUGGUUUACGCAGCGGGCAAGGUACUUCAGGCAGUGGAACGUGCAAGAGUUCAGCAGAAUCUUAGGAGAAAGCAGGAUUCUGCAUCUAGACGCAAGAACGGAAUUCAGGAAGCCACUUCAGGGGAACUUGGCUACAAAGAUCAUAGGAAAGCGCUGCUGCGAGAGAGCGCCGAUCAUGCCCGGGCGUUUCUCACGUCAGUGUCCUGCGAUUUACACUGCGGCGCGUGGGCAUUGCUUAGACACAAAGUACAACUUCUGGAUGCUGUAAGCUCCGCAGAGGCUGAGCCACAGGGCAGCGGGAUGCGAAAAGGUGCGCGGUUUGUGCUUGGCCAGCUCCUCGCCGACGUGGAGCGACUCUCUGGUCGCGAUGCUCUAUCAUCGCUAUGGCUUCUCCUCACAAGACCAUUGCUGGCAAGAAUUGAGAGCAAAGAUGUGCCAAGGGUAAUCUCCGCGGCUUCGUCGAAUACGAAUACGAACAACGUCGACGACAUGAAGGAAGCAGAAGUAAAAAACGACGUUGAGUACGCGAAAGGGCAGUUAAUCGAGCGACUGAAAAAGUUGAUGACGACUGAGUUGCCUCAGAGAAAACUAAUUAAUGGCUCUUCGCCGACGCAGCCUUUUUGUGACAGGAUCCCGAAAGAUUGCCUAGACCAUACGGCGAAGCAACGUCCUCUAGACCAUCGUGGGCUUGUCUUGUUGGCCGUGUGCGCAGGCAAAAUGGAAUCAAUAGAGACCCUUCGCCUUGUACAGAAAAGCUUUGUGGAACAAUCGGCCACGAAUUGUAAUGGAUACAAUUUAUCACUAGGAGAAAGGUCGUGGAGCACGGCAGAUCUCUCGAAUGUUUGCGAAGCUUACGCAGGAGCUGACGCGCACUUGCUAUCAAAAAGUAAUGCAGCUCUUCAACUAAACAGUGAGACAACCCUGAAAGAGUCUGAGCCGAUGGUGCCAACACCAGGAAUACCUUCGACACAAAAUGAACUUGAGUCUCAAGAAGCUACAUCUCCUAAAAGAGGUGACCAUGGGUCUGCGAAGAUAUUUCUGUUUACCUUUUCCGACGAGGAAAAAAUCACAGAAAGAAAGUUUGUUGGAAUAUUGCGGCGCGCUGCUCUGGGGUCCCGAUCAGCGAAGGCGCAUGAACUCUGCAACAUUAUAUGGUAUUUGGCGCAACAGCCGAGCUCACUUGUUUCAGAUGAAGACGUGCUGGCUCUUUCGGCACGGCUGCGAUCGGUGCUGGAUCACAAGCCACUCAAUGCAGACUUUGUUAGAGAAGCAAUCGCAGUGAAAGAAGACGAUGUUGACGAGGCAGACUUUGAAGGUGAGAACAGCAUGUUGGCGACAAAUAAAAUACGAAAGGAACAAGUGGAAUAUGCUGCUGGCGCAAAUAAGAUAAAAGAACGCGGUGAGCAACGCAGAAGCGAUCGGUGCCAACUUGAAAAACGGCCUAAUGGUUUGGCGCAGAACGUCAGAAAUCCCGCUUGUGAGAACUCUUGCUCUGGUGCUGUAGUAGCAUCAGAGGACGAGUCAAACAAGCGUGAUUUGAGGCUUCCAGAGUUCUACAUGGAUCGCGUUCAUUCGGUGUUGGCGCGUCGAGGCAUGAAACCCUUGUUCUAGUACUAGACAAAGGUUCUACUUCUGUGCGCCAUCAUCCUGCUUUACAUGUUGCCUAUGCUUAAAACCUAUUAAGAGUGUGAACGAGGUGUCAUUAAGCAUCAGGUAGUAUUUGCCACGACGUUUCGUUCUUAAUCCAGUUCAUCAUAUUUCGGUUUGUUUCAAUCCAGGUCAUUGAUUCAUGCUCAGUCUCAGGAAACACCAGAUCCCUGUUCUCG
Messenger RNA from Amoebophrya sp. A25, 2907 nucleotides. The record is from the annotation of a GenBank genome assembly. NCBI's taxonomy places the organism in Eukaryota, Dinophyceae, Syndiniales, Amoebophryaceae.